Molecule: messenger RNA, 1764 nt
Organism: Paramecium tetraurelia
Lineage: Eukaryota; Ciliophora; Oligohymenophorea; Peniculida; Parameciidae
Exons: 5
Biological process (GO): protein phosphorylation; mitotic DNA damage checkpoint signaling
Cellular component (GO): cytoplasm; nucleus
Molecular function (GO): protein serine/threonine kinase activity; ATP binding
Source: RefSeq, a predicted model, not a curated record
AUGAGCGUAUCACAGGAUGAAUAUGGUGUUCUAAGAAAAUAAUUGAUAAAAUAAUCUAUCAUAAAAAUGAAAACAAUGUUUUGGAAUGCUUAUAAGGAAGAUGUUAAGAUCGGAGAGCUUUUGAUAAAGUCGGAAUUUUAGAGAAAGGGGAAGCUUCGUUAUUUAGGGGGGAGUGAGACAAUGCUGAUGAUAUACGAGGUUUCAAUUAGAGUUUAAACUUAAGGACCCCCAAUUCAAAAAGCCUAAAAAAUGGUGCGAACAGCUCCAAAGAUGAAACCAGGGUGUCAAGUAAUUAAGCUCUCUGGAAGUGCAAGAGCUGAUUAAGUGAAGAGCGAAAAUAUUGAGAAACUUGGGGAGCCGACUGGGUUAUGGAUAUUUCGAGAUGAAGACCACAGGUAUGAGUUGGUUGCUCAUUCCUUGGUCCUAACAUAAUGGAGGUGGUUCUUGGGGAAACGAAUCAAUUAGUAUGGGUUCCAUCACUUGUUCAAGGUUUUUAAGAGGAUUGGAAAGGGAAACUUUGCUUCAGUUUAUUUGGCUGAGAGAGUAGAGGAUGGGCAGUAGAUGGCUAUUAAGGCAUUUUCUAAAAGUGUGGCAUAUGCAGAAGAGAAUGGAAAAGAAGGAUUAAUGAAUGAAAUUAAGUUGAUGCGAUAAUUGGAUCAUCCAAAUAUCAUCAAAUUGCAUGAAGUUCAUGAGACAAGCAAUUCACUAUAUGUCUGUUUGGAAUUGUUGGAAGGCGGCCAAUUAUACGAAUAAUUGAAGAAAAAAGUCAUAUUCUCAAAUAAAGAGAUCUUAACUAUAAUUAAGGGAUUACUGGAAGGUCUCAAACAUGUUCACUCAAAGGAUAUCAUGCAUAGAGAUAUCAAAUUAGAAAAUAUCUUAUUCAAAAAGCCUAAUCAAAUAGAGUCUGUAUGUCUGGCAGAUUUUGGAUUGGCUACCUAUGUUAAUGAGGAAGUGUAUUUGUAUUGUAGAUGUGGCACUCCAGGAUUUGUGGCACCCGAAGUGAUCAACAUCAAAGAUCUCACAACCAAAUAUGAUAAGGUUUGUGACAUCUAUUCCUUGGGGUUAGUAUUCCAUUUACUACUCACUGGAAAGCCAGCCUUCACUGGACGUAGUUAUACUACAAUAGUGAAUCAGAACAAGGAGGCUAAGAUACAAUGGAAGUCAUCAGCAUUUGACAUAAUUCCAAAGGCAGCUUUGAAUCUUUUAAAAAGAAUGCUGGAGGCUGAUCCCAAACUAAGGAUCACAGCAGAAGAGGCUUUGCAACACAAUUACUUCAACCCUUAUCAUAUACCAAAUAUUGCUUAAUUUGAAGACGACAACAUUGACAUUGAUGAUAGUUGUUAAUUGGAUUAGAGACUACAAAAGAUUAAUGAUCUUAAUAACAAGUUUGAUAUGAUGCGUAUAAAUCAGCUCACUAAUUCUCCAAUUAGAUCUCCAAACAUUAAAGCCACACAAACUCAGGCGAUGAAGGAGCAGAUGAAGGAAAGUGUCUAAUUGCAAGAACAGAUGAUUAUGCACACUCCAGUCAUAACUGGAAGAGUAGAAAGCAUCGAUGAUUCCCCUGGAGAUGGGACGAAACAAUAAUAAAAAAUGAAAGAAGGCUUGUCUAAACACAAGAGAUAAGAAUCUUUGAAUUUCCUCUAAAAAUACAAAUAACAAUAAUAAUAGUAGCUAGUUAAUGAAGAAGAUUCAUUGCAUUAACAAGAAGAUUGUAGAGAACCUGCGAUUUAAUAAGUCAAAUAGAGUUUAAGCAAAAAUUUGUGA